AUGACUGAGCUGGAGAAAGCUGAAGGGGCUAUUAAAAGCCAUGAAGAUGCAUCAAAAAUUGUUGAACUGAAAAUGAAAAAAUCUCGGUGUAAAGCAAAAUUCACACGAACAAAAAACAAAUUAAUAGAUGAGAUGAAUGAUGAAACACCGGACACAGAUCUAAUGAAAGAAUUAAUAGACAAAUUAGAGACUGCAAUGGAUGGCGCCACGGAGGCAAUAGAAGAAUUAAAGGAUUGGGUGAUUCAAGAAAGUCAGUACCUUACUAUUGCUUCAGAAACAAUUCAUGGACUUAGGUCAGAAAACGAGAGAAUAUACUCACCGAAAUCAAGUGCUAGAACACGAUCGUACUAUGCUAAUCCACAAAUAGGGAAAAAGAAGAAAAUCUGUGGGGUAUGUGACAAUGAACAUGAGACACACCAAUGUGAAAAAUUUAAAGCUAUAGAUGUUCCAAGUCGUUGGGCGAUGGCAAAGGAAAAACGCCUAUGUUUUCGAUGUUUACGGAACAAUCACAGAGGAAAUGAAUGUCGUCUAUACCGAAAAUGUCACAUAGACGGGUGUGUGAAAACACAUGAUAAACUUUUGCACUCAACCAAUGACCAAUCAAAACAGGGCUUUAGUUUGAAUGUAAAUGCACAAGAAUUUACUUCAGGUACAAACACAGAUGAACAAGCAUUUACCAGCAGACAAGCAAAUAGUAAAAUUGCUUUGAGAACAGUUCCAGUCAUUAUAUCAACUGAAAUGCGAACAUUGAGAAUUAAUGCAUUAUUAGAUGAUGGAAGUUCUAAAACUUACAUAAAUGAAGAUGUUGCAUAUGAGUUAGGUUCAGAUGGAGAGUCGGAAACUGUAAAAGUUAAUUUAUUAAACGGUAGGACAGAGAGUUUUUCAACUAAAACAGUAGCAUUUUGUAUUGAAAGUGAAAAUAGACAGCUAAAAAUAAAAUUAGAAGCCAACACUACUAAAAAUGUAACUGGUUCGUUGAAAGCAGUUAACUGGAAUGAACAUUGCGGAAGAUGGGACAACUUGAAGGGAAAACCAUUUCCAAACAUUACAAAGAAAAGUAAAGUAGACUUACUGAUCGGCAUCGAUUAUUCAGAUUUGCACAGCACAUUAGAUGAAACAAUUAAGCAGUUUUGGGAAAUUGAACAUGUAAAAGUGGACAAACCGGAACUGUCACAAGAAGAAAAUGUUGCUCUUGGAAAAGUGAAAGAUACAAUAGAGUAUACAAAAAAAAUGUAUGAAAUAGGAAUACCAUGGAAAGAGAAUAAUGUUGAGUUGCCGAACAAUUAUGACAUGGCACUGACUCGUUUACAGAACACUGAAAAAAGGCUCGAUAAAAACCCAACAGUUAGCAAGGCAUACAGUGAGAUAAUUAAGAGCUAUGAAGAGAAAGGGUACAUUACAAAGAUAACUGAAUCUGUGCCACAAAAUAGCCAGUCAUGGUAUUUACCACAUUUCCCAGUAAUUAGACCUGAAAAGGAAACAACAAAAGUACGUAUCGUGUUUGACGCUUCCGCGAAGUAUCAGAAUGUAUGUCUGAAUGAUGUAGUGUACGCUGGACCAAAACUGCAGAAUGAAUUCUUUGAUGUUCGCUUCCGUUUUCGAAAGAAGCCAGUGGCUAUUGUUUGCGAUAUAGCAGAAAUGUAUCUUCGAGUCGGUAUCCUUGAAACUGAUAGACGUUUCCAUCGAUUUCUUUGGAAUUCAAAAUGUGACCCACCAGAACAGCAUGAAUUCAAUCGAUUAGUAUUUGGGGUAAAUGCGACUCCUUUCUUAGCUCAAUUUGUAGCUUAA
Messenger RNA from Mercenaria mercenaria, 1788 nucleotides. RefSeq lists its product as uncharacterized. Lineage: Eukaryota; Metazoa; Mollusca; Bivalvia; Venerida; Veneridae. The transcript has 3 exons. Bases 1 to 1788 code for a protein of 595 amino acids. The record is from RefSeq and is a predicted model, not a curated record.